This is a messenger RNA of Cynocephalus volans (Philippine flying lemur), 1785 nucleotides long. Its product is annotated as zinc finger protein 585A-like. The record is from RefSeq and is a predicted model, not a curated record. Gene Ontology annotation, molecular function: RNA polymerase II cis-regulatory region sequence-specific DNA binding; DNA-binding transcription repressor activity, RNA polymerase II-specific. Gene Ontology annotation, biological process: regulation of transcription by RNA polymerase II. Gene Ontology annotation, cellular component: nucleoplasm. Lineage: Eukaryota; Metazoa; Chordata; Mammalia; Dermoptera; Cynocephalidae. The transcript has 3 exons. The coding region runs from base 1 to 1545 and encodes 514 amino acids.
AUGAACAGGAAUGUGCCCUUGCAGGGAUCAGUGUCCUUCAGGGAUGUGGCUAUAGAUUUCAACACAGAGGAAUGGCAGCACAUGGACAGCGCUCAGAGAAACCUGUACUGGGAUGUAAUGCUGGAGACCUACAGCCACCUGCUGUCAGUAGGGUAUCUAGUUCCCAAAACAGAGGUUUUCAUAUUGGAACGAGGAAAGGAUCCGUGGUCAUUGCGGGCUGAGAGCCCACAUCAGAGAUGUCCAGGUGAGUGUGAUCCAGGAGAGAAAUUAUGGGAUCAUAAUCAAUAUGGAAAAAUCCUCAGUUAUAAACAAGCUCCCUCUCAACAUCAGAAAAUUCAUACAGGAGAGAAAUCCUAUGAAUGUGCUGAUGUUGGGAAGAUCUUCACUCAGAAGUCACAGCGCAACGUACAUCUUAAAGUUCGUACAGGAAGAACACUCUAUGUAUGUACUGAAUGUGGGAAGGCUUUUGUACGGAAACCAGAAUUUAUUGUACAUGAGAAAACCCACAGUAGAGAGAAGCCCUAUAAAUGCAAUGAAUGUGGAAAAUCCUUUUUCCAAGUAUCAUCUCUCUUCAGGCAUCGGAGAAUUCAUACUGGAGAAAAACUCUAUGAAUGCCAUGAAUGUGGGAAAGCCUUCAACCAGAAAUCAAUCCUCAGUGUGCAUCAGAAAAUUCAUACAGGAGAGAAACCCUAUGUAUGUACUGAGUGUGGAAGAGCCUUCAUGUGGAAGUCAAACUUUAUUACUCAUCAGAGAAUUCAUACUGGAGAGAGACCUUAUCGGUGCAGUUACUGUGGGAAAUCCUUUACCUCCAAGCCACAGCUUCUGGUGCAUCACGGAGUUCACACAGGAGAGAAGCCCUAUGUGUGUGCUGAAUGUGGGAAAGCCUUUAGUGGCAGGUCAACUCUGAGUAACCACCAGAAAACUCAUACUGGGGAAAAGCCCUACAUUUGUUCUGAGUGUGGGAAGACCUUCAGACAGAAGAUAGAGUUGAUUACACAUCAUAGAAUUCAUACUGGAGAGAAACCUUAUGAAUGCAGUGACUGUGGGAAAUCCUUUACCUCCAAGUCUCAGCUUCUGGUGCAUCAGCCAGUUCACACAGGAGAGAAGCCCUAUGUGUGUGCUGAAUGUGGGAAAGCCUUUAGUGGCAGGUCAAAUCUGAGUAACCACCACAAAACUCAUACUGGGGAAAAGCCCUACAUUUGUUCUGCAUGUGGGAAGACUUUCAGACAGAAGUCAGAGUUGAUUAGACAUCAUAGAAUUCAUACUGGAGAGAAACCUUAUGAAUGCAGUGAUUGUGGGAAAUCCUUUACCUCCAAGUCUCAGCUUCUGGUACAUCAGCGAAUUCACACAGGAGAGAAGCCCUAUGUGUGUGCUGAGUGUGGGAAGGCCUUCACCGACAGGUCCAAUUUGAACAAACACCAGACCACACACACUGGAGACAAACCCUACAAGUGUGCAGUCUGUGGGAAAGGCUUUGUUCAGAAAUCAGUGCUGAGCAUGCAUCAGAGUAUUCAUACUCGUGAGCAACUGAAAAAACAUCGCUGAGGACAGUUCUGAUUGUACAUUAUUGAAUCCAUGCUGCAGAAAAAAUGUAUAUUAUUGUAAGUAGAAACGUCCACAUCAGAAUGUCACACAUUACUUUUCAAAAGAGGAUGUCUGAGAAGGCACUGAAUGAGUCAGGAGACCCUUCCCACAUUGUCAACUGCUUCAUUAAUCUUUGGGGCAUUUAUCCUGAGCAUGAACUGAGUCAAAUUGAUGCAUUAAUAGAAGUCUUCUAUGAAAAAU